This is a messenger RNA of Plasmodium falciparum 3D7, 2790 nucleotides long. RefSeq names its product putative transcription factor 25 (gene TCF25). Lineage: Eukaryota; Apicomplexa; Aconoidasida; Haemosporida; Plasmodiidae. The record is from RefSeq and is a predicted model, not a curated record.
AUGUCUAGCAGACUACUGAAAAAGUUUUUAAAAGAGAAAACCAAAGAUGAAAUAAAAAAAAUUAAUGAAGAAGAAGAAGAAGAAGAGGAAAGUUCAUCUUUAAAAUUAGGGGAGAGGAAAAAAAAGAAAAAUGCUUUCACUUAUUUAAUGUCAUCAGAAAGUGAUGACAGUGUAAUAAGCCACAAUACAAAUGGUGAUAUAAAUAAUGGUGAAGAGAAAAAGAAUAGUGAACAUACAAAUUCAACAAGGAAACAAAAAGGAAAUAAAAAAAAUGAUACAUUCGAAAAAAAUAAUACAUUUGAAAAACGACUUGAUAACCAUUUUGAAACAACCCAAAAUGUGGAAGAGAAAAAAAAGAAAAAGAAAAAAAAAAAAAAAAAUGUAGACGAUGAAAUAUCCGAUAUAUUGAAUGAAAUAAAUAAAGAAGAGAAAAAAAAUAACAAGGGAAAAAAUAAUUUAAAUAAUCAAAUAUGUAAUAAUCAUCAUCAUCAUCAUCAUCAUACAGAUGAUAAUCCUGUAUAUAACAAAAUUAAUGUUUUACAAGGUGAAGGGGAAAAAUAUUUUAUGAACAAUGCUUUAGAUAAUGACAAAAGUAAGAACAAAUGUGAUAAUAAAAAUUAUUCUAAUAAUAAUUGUAAUAAUCAUUGUAUUCAUGAUAAUAAUGAAGAGGAAUCCAUGGAGCUUCAACUUUCUACAUGCACACAUGAAAAAUAUGAAUACUGCUUAAAAUUAGAAAAAAACAAUUUCGAUGUUAAUAUAGAAUUAAAAAGAAUAUUUGGUAAAAGUUUUGUUAAAGAAAAUAAGUAUAUUCAGAAAAGCAAAAUAAAAUAUUUGAAGAAUUGGAUAAUACAAGAUUUUACAACAAAAAUAGUUCAACCACCUUUAUCUAUGAUAUAUAAAGAUAAUGAAUUUAAGAUUGAAAAAAAUAAAUUAUAUUUAGAUGCUGAAAAUUUAUUUUAUUUAUUAUUAGAUACUCAUGAUAUACAAGCAAUGAAUGAAUUAGUAAAAAAAUAUCCAUUUCAUGUUGAUACAUUACUUGUACUAGCCGAAUAUUAUAAUGAAACGAGAAACUAUGAAGUUGCUAAUAAAUUUAUUAAAAUGUCUAUUUUGUUGUUACAAAAUAUUUUUCAUAUUAAUUUCCACCCAAACUUUUUAAAUAAAAAUUUUAAUAUUUUUAUUAAUCCAUAUAUCUAUGAUAAUAAAUGUUUAUUCAAAUCUUUAUAUAUGCAUAUGCUAUCAUUAGAAAAUGAAGCCUGUACAAUUACAUCAUUAGAAAUCGCAAAACUUUUAUGUAAAAUAGAUCUAGCAAAUGAUUUAUGUAGUAUAUUAUUAAGAAUCGAUAAUAUUAUUUUGAAAUGUAAUUUAUAUGAUUUCCUUUUAUAUUUCUCCUUUAAUUUUAUAAUACAAAAUAUCCAAUCUGUAAUACCACCUAACACAUAUAAUCAAAUAGUAACCUCCUUAAUGAACCAACAAAAUAGCAUCACUCCGAAUCACAUCGAAAGCAACCUACUUAAAAAUAACAUGGAUAAUAUAAAUAAUAUUAAUACAGAAAUUCAAGAACAUAAUAUAAAUAAAACUAACGUAGAAUCUAAUAAACAUGAUCAUAAUAUUUCUUCAAAUAAUCAAAUGUCAACAAACCAAAAUCAAUCAUCUACACAAAAAAAUAAAAAUUCUUAUAAUUCAAAUAAAGAACAGGAUACACAUACAAGUAAUUGUAAUGAAAAUCAUAUAUUAAAAAAUAAUUUGACAUCUUCAUCACAACAUUGUGAUAUUUUUAUAAAUGAACAAAACAAACAAUCUAUUAUUAUGAAUAAGCAAAACAAUUUAUAUAUCUUUAAUAACUAUGAACUUAGAUUACAUUUCAUACUUCCAAAUUUUGCUUUUGCUAUACCCAUGUCUUUAUAUUUAAAAAUGAAUACUCAUCUUAAUCUUGACGACAUCAAACUUAUUAAAAAGGAUGAUAUAAUUCAUUCUUUCUCAUAUGAAGAAUGUAAAUAUUUGAUUCCACAUUUUAAUAUAAGAUUUAUUUGUUAUAAAUCGAAUCAUCAAAUAAAUUAUACUGGAAAUCAAACAUGUCAAAAUAACAUACAUGAUACAAAACAAAAUCAAGAUAAUAACCAAAAUUAUUCACUUUCCUUCUGUGCACAUUUGUUUUUAAUUAGAGCACUCCUACAGUAUCCUUGCUUUUUAAAAACAUUUCUUAAUUAUAAUAAUUUCAAGGCAACAAAAAUUGUAAAACAAACAAUAUAUGAUUAUCUAUUCCAGGAUAUAUUAGCAGCGCCUCCGUUUUCAAAUACCCAACAACUGAACCGGGAAGAAUAUGAAAUUGUACAAAAAAUUGUAUCGUGCUUUUUAGAAAAAAAUAAUAUUUAUUAUAAAUCAGAAAAAGUUAUAACAUGGUUACAUGUGUGCAGUAGUUUCAUCCACGAGAUGUACAAAGACAAAAAGGUAUCUCAAGAAAUUGACGAGGUAAGAAAAGAGUACUGCCAAAAGAUUGCAUUAUUAGAUAUAAAUAAAUAUAAACAUGUUAGAGUUGGAGAAUUCAAAUCACACAAUUAUUUACUCCCUGAUUUUUUAAUGGAAAAAAAUAGAUCAUAUACUCCAAACGUAACUAACAGAGCAUCAGAUUAUUAUAUUUCUUUAAAUAGUAAUUUGUUAAUAGCCUUCUUUCAGAGUUUGCUACCUUGGUACCAAGUAGAUUAUAAUGGUACAAACUCCAGACCUGUCUAUUUCUCAACGUUAUUAAGAACAACCAUAGAUAAUAUCAAGCAUUUUUUUAAUUGUGAAUAA